AUGAUCUUCAUCAGUGUCCAAAUGUUUAUUGGUGAGUUCAGUGGUGAAUAUGUAUUUGGUGAGUCAGUGUCAGUGAGUGAAGGAGAUUCUGUCACUUUAUACUCUGACGUUACUGAAAUAUGUAAAGAUGAUGACAUACUGUGGAAAUUUGAAGCUGAAGCAUCCCUCAUCGCUGAAAUCGAUACAGCUUAUGGAAUCUUCUCCACAUUUGAUGGUCCUGACGGGAGAUUCAGAGACAGACUGAAUCUGGACAAUCAAACUGGAUCUCUGACCAUCACAAACAUCACAACUCAACAUGCAGGACGUUAUGAACUAGAGAUAAUGGGAACAAAAUGGUCAUUAAAAACAUUCAGCGUUUCUGUCUAUGCUCGUCUGCCUGUUCCUAACAUUACCAGGGACUGUUCAUCAUCAUCAUCACAGCAGAAUUGUUCACUGCUGUGUUCAGUGCUGAAUGUGAGUCAUGUGACUCUCUCCUGGUUCAAAGGAAACAGUUUAUUGUCCAGCAUCAGUGCGUCUGAUCUCAGCAUCAGUCUCUCUCUAUCUCUGGAGGUGGAACAUCAGGAUAAAAACACCUACAGCUGUGUGUUAAACAACAACAUCAGCAACCUGACCACACAUCUGGACAUCAGUCAACCCUGUCACACAUGUUCAGAUCAGGGCCUACCUUUAUUUUAUAUAGUGCUGAUUUCUGCUGCUGGAUCUCUUUUGAUUGUAGUUUUAGUCGUGAUGUGCUGCAUCUGCAAGAAACUUAGAAAAACAGAAAUCAAAGUCGGAUGCUGUGUAUGAAAAUGUCCCCAAAAUACCAAUGAUCAAAUACUGCGAUUGAAAGGAUGUUAGCACUCAUACAGGACUCUGACUCACACUUUCUGCUUUUGUUGACAUACAUUCUCAGCCAAGAUGUUAUUAUUCUCUCUCAGUUCUGUUUUUGCUCUUCGUGUCACUUUUUUUUAGUUUUCAUUUAUUAAAUAUUGAUCCCAUUUACUGCUUGUUUUUUUGUUUGUUUGUUUGUUUGUUUUCUUGUAACUGAAUAUAAGCCUAACAGAUCUCAGAUCAUUAGGAUCAAGUCAGUUAGACAUGCCAAGGGUUCACUCUAAACAAGAGGUAUCUGCUUUUAGCCACCCGCAGUUGGAACCAGCUCCCAGAAGAGAUCAUAUGAGCUAAAUCAGUAGCCAUAUUUAAAUCCAGACUCAAAACACAUCUGUUUAGCUGUGUAUUUACUGAAUGAGCACUGUGCUAUGUCUGAACUGAUUGCACUGCACUGUAUUUUAUGUAUCCUCAUUUUAUUAACUGUUUUAACUGUUUUCCCGAUUUUGUUUAAAAGAAGUAUACUAAUAGCACACUUGAAUAAACUUCUUUUUUGUAAGGGUUGGCCAUACACUCUGUGACCCACCAGUUGAGAAACACUGCUCUAUUAGACAUUUUGGCAAUAGCACGCACAUCAUCGCUCUUUAGUGUUUAAUGCAGAAAUAUCUCUACAUUUACCCGAUAGAGUGCGCUAUUAAUAGAUGUUGCUGUUAAUAUGAUAAUUAUUGUGUAUAACAUAACUUGAAUUUCAUGAAACA
Onychostoma macrolepis is the source of this 1562-nucleotide messenger RNA. Its product is annotated as SLAM family member 5-like. Lineage: Eukaryota; Metazoa; Chordata; Actinopteri; Cypriniformes; Cyprinidae. Bases 1 to 786 code for a protein of 261 amino acids. The record is from RefSeq and is a predicted model, not a curated record. The transcript is spliced from 5 exons.